Molecule: messenger RNA, 744 nt
Organism: Microsporum canis CBS 113480
Lineage: Eukaryota; Fungi; Ascomycota; Eurotiomycetes; Onygenales; Arthrodermataceae
Exons: 4
Coding region: 1-744 (247 amino acids)
Source: RefSeq, a predicted model, not a curated record
AUGGGUGGUGUAAAAUUCCAUCAGUACUGGAUUGAGAACUUGUUUCAUGGGUAUACCCUUUGGAGCAUGGACAAUCAGACAGCAUGGCGUAUUAGAGAGAAACUCUCUGAACGUGCAACACUCUAUAUAGACAACGCUGAGAAUACAGUAGCAGAGGGACAAGCGGUCUACGUCUGCCAACAAGUCCAUGGGGAGUCAGUUGGGAUGGAAGCUAUCAUGAAGAUUCGACUACAAGUUCCUCCUGAAUACCCUCCAAACAGGGAUCCAGAGGCCCUAAAGAAGCUGGCUUCUAAUAUACCAUCCGUCCUCGUUAAAGAUGAGGUCGGUGCUUUGAAACACUUCAACAAAGCGGGCUGUAAGGUGACGCCGAAACUUAUCGACCUCGUACCAGCUCUCCAACCAUCCAACUGCCCAGUCCCAGACGGGUACAUCGUGUUUAUAGUGAUGGAGAAGGUCCCUGGUGUACCGCUGUCAGAUUUUUGGGAAUACGACUUGGCCAAGCGUGACAAAAUCAGGGCCGCUUUUCGUCUAUCUAUGCUGGAGCUGUAUCGUCAUCGCGGUUAUCCGACCGAUCGUCAUCUCGGAAAUCUGAUUUACGACGAGGAAAAGGACAAAUGCUGGGUUGUGGACUAUGAGGGUAUUUUGGUUCUUGCAGAUAACGAACGGAAUGAGUUUAAUGAAAGAGAUUAUCGUGCCUGGGGAUUAGCAUACCGCAAUACUGCGACUCGUGAAACUUCCUACUGA